Durotheca rogersii is the source of this 2555-nucleotide messenger RNA. RefSeq names its product catalase-domain-containing protein. The record is from RefSeq and is a predicted model, not a curated record. Gene Ontology annotation, cellular component: cytoplasm; peroxisome; mitochondrion. Bases 658 to 2268 code for a protein of 536 amino acids. Gene Ontology annotation, biological process: hydrogen peroxide catabolic process; response to hydrogen peroxide. Lineage: Eukaryota; Fungi; Ascomycota; Sordariomycetes; Xylariales; Xylariaceae. The transcript is spliced from 5 exons. Gene Ontology annotation, molecular function: catalase activity; heme binding.
CCUACCUUAGGUACCUAAGGUAGGUGAUUAACCUUCCAAGUCGGCAAAGCUGCAAACAACCUGACAAGAGAGAGUUGAAUAACCAUCCCGAGUGGACUCACACCCAGCGUACUAGCACGCCCGAACCGUCGUCGUCUUGUCCCAGCUCGAGCAACCGGUCCCCGCCUACGCACGUCGUCACGUCCUGCUUGCAUGGGCCGUCUCGUCUCCACCUGCAGUCCAUCAUGCUUGGCUGCCCCGUUCUCCCCGUCUUCCCCGUUUUCCCCGUGUUUUACGCCUGCUUCUUCGUCCGGCCCAUGCUCUCUUCUCUAUCUUCUUCGCACGCACCUCGCACACAGCCUGUAUGGGGAUACACGACGAUGCUACCGUAGGCACCGCAAACCCCCCCUGUUUCCCCGUGAACACUCGUUUGCGACCAGGGUAGCUAUUCCGCGCACAGAAUGCCGAGCCAGAGACCACGACGAGCCAGCCUACGCAAGCACCCGCCCGUGCUUACCAGCGUCUAGAGGGAGUGGUCGUUGAAGUUCCGCGAGCUGCGAGAGCAGAAGAGGGGGAGGGAACAUCGACGAAGAAUAAGUAGAAGAACAAGGGGACAGGGAGAGGGAGAGAGGUAGAGGGAGGGGGGUUUCGAUUUUCCAUCUGUACAGCGGUCGGUGGAUGUCGAAACCCUCUCGCCCCCUCCCCCCCCUUCAUCUGCUCUCUCUACGUGGUGUAUCCCCGCGCCCGCUCCAAGGUGUACAUGGCAUAUACAUGGAUGUCGGGGAAGAGGUACCUGGCAAUGUAGCUAUGGCAGGCAAUGCGAUGCCUACUAUGCCCGUGUAUACCACGUCCAAUGGCUGUCCCGUCGAACAUCCCUCCAAGUGGCAGCGUGUUGGCACCUACGGUCCCCUCCUGCUCCAGGAUUUUUACCUGAUCGACCUUCUCGCCCACUUCGAUCGCGAGAGGAUCCCUGAGCGUGUUGUCCACGCUAAGGGCGCAGGCGCCUACGGCGAGUUUGAGCUCACCGACGAUAUCAGUGAUAUCUCUUCCAUUGAUAUGUUAACUGGCGUUGGCAAGAAGACGCCAUGUAUCGCCCGGUUCUCUACCGUCGGUGGUGAAAAGGGGUCGGCCGACAGCGCCAGAGAUCCCCGAGGAUUCGCCAUCAAGUUCUAUACACAGGAGGGCAACUGGGACUGGGUCUACAACAACACUCCCAUCUUCUUCCUCCGAGACCCCUCCAACUUCCCACUGUUCAUCCAUACCCAGAAGCGUCAUCCUCAGACCAACCUGAAGGACGCCACCAUGUUCUGGGAUUACCUCUCUACCCAUCCAGAGUCCGUCCAUCAGGUCAUGCACCUUUUCUCGGACAGGGGAACCCCAUACUCCUAUCGGUUCAUGAACGGCUAUUCCGGCCACACUCACAAGUUCGUGAAGCCCGAUGGUAGUUUCGUCUACGUCCAGAUCCACCUGAAGACGGAUCAAGGAAGCAAGACCCUAACAAACGCGGAGGCGGGCAAGCUCGCCUCUGACAACCCCGACUUUGCCACUCAGGACCUGUUUGAGGCCAUCCAGAGGGGUGAAAACCCGAGCUGGACAGUCUACGUACAGACCUUGACACCGGAGCAAGCCGAGAAGUUCAAGUGGAAUAUCUUCGACCUGACCAAGGUCUGGCCUCAAGCCGAGGUGCCGCUCCGGCGCUUCGGCAAGCUGACCCUCAACAAGAACGUAGAGAACUACUUCGCCGAGAUCGAGCAGGUCGCCUUCUCGCCGUCGCACCUCGUCCCGGGCGUCGAGCCAUCGGCGGAUCCGGUGCUACAGUCGCGCCUAUUCUCAUACCCGGACACGCACCGGCACCGGCUUGGCGUCAACUAUCAGCAGAUCCCCGUGAACGCGCCGCUGCGGGCCUUCAAUCCCUUCCAGCGCGACGGCGCCAUGUCGGUGAACGGCAACUAUGGCGCGAACCCGAACUACCCGAGCAGCUACCGGCAGCUGACGUACCGCCCCGUGAAGGUGACGAACGCGCACGAGAAGUGGACCGGCGUCGCCGUCCACGACCUCUUCGGCGAGGUGGGACCUGAGGACUACGAGCAGGCCAACGGCCUGUGGAAGGUCCUCGGCCGUACCCCGGGCCAGCAGGACAACUUCAUCAACAACGUCGCCGUCCACCUCUGCGACGCCCACCGCGACACCCGAGCCCGCACCUACGCCAUGUUCUCCCGCGUCAACCUCGAACUCGGCGCCGCCAUCCAGACCGCCACCGAGAAGAACGUCAAGGAGACACCCAACUGAGGAGAUGGCACGAAACAAAAAGAAAUGUUCAAAAGAAAUAUCAGGAGCGGAUUGUAAGCGACAGGGAGGAAAGCUUUGGCCUGGGGACGCGCGUCGGACUAGCUUACGAUACAAAGUAUGCAAGAACGAGUCUACAAAAAUUAUUUUUUUGCGUGAAUCUAGUUGUCGUAGGCAUGUAACUGAGUUAGAAACUUGUCGUCUGUUAUUCCCCAAGUAUAUAUAUGUGUGUCCAUCGGCAUCCGCACCAUCAUGGCGUAACGACUUAACUCCCUCGCACGUACCUACUG